Messenger RNA from Paramecium octaurelia, 645 nucleotides. NCBI's taxonomy places the organism in Eukaryota, Ciliophora, Oligohymenophorea, Peniculida, Parameciidae. The record is from the annotation of a GenBank genome assembly.
AUGUUUUAUAAGACUGUUUCUGAUAAAAAAUGCACACCCUCUCCUUUACGCAAAUGUUCCUAAUAUCACAUUCCAAACACAUACUUUUCAACUUUGAAGCAACCCCCAGAAAGAACAUUCGAACCCAUAGAGAAACAGAAAACAUUAACUGAUGAGUAACAAGAAAUCUAAAAGUUGCAUUAACUUAUUGAGUAAUUGAAAGACGAAAAUUCUAAAUUACGUUCUGCUGUACAAUAGUAACAACUAUAAUUUUAAUAUGAAACUCAACAGUUAAAUUAGCUAAUAGCAAAUAUGCAAUAAGAAUAACAAUCCCUUAAAUAGUCUUUGAUAGAUCGAACAUACCAAAAUAAUAAGAUGGUCUAAUAUAUCGAGGAAUUGUCAAGUUAACAUAAAAAUCUCCAAUUUCAAUAUUAAGAUGCUUACCUAUAAUUGUAAUAGGCGGAGAUCUAUUCCAACUAAAUAAUGUUGCUCUAGAAAGAAUUGAAAGGGAAAGAAGAUGAAAUUGAAAUACUAAAAAAUGAACUUCUAAUUCCAACUAAAACCAAUACUGAAUAGUCAGAAAAUCAAUUAAUUUUUGACUUUCUUAAAAAUGUUAAACAAUAAUACACUGAUGAUGAAUGUAGAUCAUUGCAUUUAUAUGAAUGA